AUGGCUCGUACGAAGCAGACCGCCCGCAAGUCCACCGGUGGCAAGGCCCCGCGCAAGCAGCUCGCCACCAAGGCCGCCCGCAAGUCGGCCCCCGCCACCGGCGGUGUCAAGAAGCCCCAUCGCUUCCGCCCCGGUACCGUCGCUCUUCGUGAGAUCCGUCGCUACCAGAAGUCGACCGAGCUCCUGAUCCGCAAGCUCCCCUUCCAGCGCCUCGUUCGCGAGAUUGCCCAGGACUUCAAGACCGAUCUCCGCUUCCAGUCGACUGCUGUCGCUGCCCUCCAGGAGGCCGCUGAGGCUUACCUCGUUGGCCUUUUCGAGGACACCAACCUCUGCGCCAUCCACGCCAAGCGUGUCACCAUCAUGCCCAAGGACAUUCAGCUGGCCCGCCGCAUCCGUGGCGAGCGCGCUUAA
Messenger RNA from Monosiga brevicollis MX1, 411 nucleotides. RefSeq lists its product as uncharacterized. Gene Ontology annotation, molecular function: structural constituent of chromatin; DNA binding; protein heterodimerization activity. The record is from RefSeq and is a predicted model, not a curated record. Gene Ontology annotation, cellular component: nucleosome. The transcript has a single exon. The coding region runs from base 1 to 411 and encodes 136 amino acids. NCBI's taxonomy places the organism in Eukaryota, Choanoflagellata, Craspedida, Salpingoecidae.